Messenger RNA from Zingiber officinale, 943 nucleotides. Its product is annotated as subtilisin-like protease SBT3.9. The transcript is spliced from 5 exons. Lineage: Eukaryota; Viridiplantae; Streptophyta; Magnoliopsida; Zingiberales; Zingiberaceae. The record is from RefSeq and is a predicted model, not a curated record. Gene Ontology annotation, biological process: proteolysis. The coding region runs from base 1 to 828 and encodes 275 amino acids. Gene Ontology annotation, molecular function: serine-type endopeptidase activity.
AUGGAUUCACAGCAUCUUCUAGCUAGUUUCCUCCCUUCUGCUUCUCUUCACUUUCAACUCCUUACAGAUGAUAGCAAAUGGAAGUCAACCAUCGGCAAAAAAUUACCGGAAGUGAUUAGUAUAAAGGUGUUAUGGGGUCGCCUUGUUAGAGGUUCAGAUGCUGCCGUGCUCAAGGCUAUCGAUGAUGCCGUGCAUGAUGGUGUCGACAUCUUGUCACUUUCACUCGGUGGUAGAUUUUUCCAAAGUUUUGUCACAAUACAUGCUGUAGCAAAGGGGAUAACAGUGAUCUUCUCAGCGGGCAAUGAUGGUCCGCUUCCUCAAACCAUUAGCAAUGAGCUUCCAUGGGUGAUUACAGUCGACAGCACAAUCAACCGCUCUUUUCCUACGAUUAUCACGCUCGGAAACAAUCAAAAGUUGGUGGGUCAGUCAUUCUAUCAUGCAUCCGAUGAUGGAUCUAAUUCGACAGAAUUAAUUCGAAUUGAAAGUUGUUCAACAGAUGAGCUAAAUUCCACAAAUAUAGCAGGAAAGAUUGUAGUGUGCGCUGAUUCUUUAGUUGCUCCUGGAGACAUUCCUUCUGGUGUUGUUGUUGCCUAUGGAAGCUUCUCCCAAGUAGUGAAUAGCUUGAGAGAAGCUCAGGCAGAAGGUGUUAUCUUUGCUCGGUCCCCAAUCAGCUUGCUCCAAGAUUAUGGGAGAUUUAUCUAUCUCCUUGUAGACAAUGACGUAUUGCUACAAAUAAUGGAAUAUAUAGAGUUAAGGUGUGUUCUCUAUACUGAAUCAGUUUCCUUUAUCAAACAUUUAAUUUGUAGUCAAUUAUUCUAUUCAAAUUAAGCUAAUAUAUAUCGUUUGAGAUCAACAGUGACACAUCUUCUCUGACGGCCUUGAUAAGCCCAGCUUACAAUAUCGUAGGAAGUAGAGUGAUGUCUCCCAGGGUUGCAGCUUUCUC